Molecule: messenger RNA, 3113 nt
Organism: Daphnia pulex (common water flea)
Lineage: Eukaryota; Metazoa; Arthropoda; Branchiopoda; Diplostraca; Daphniidae
Exons: 7
Coding region: 1007-2908 (633 amino acids)
Source: RefSeq, a predicted model, not a curated record
GGAGAGCCUCUGAUCCAUGAUUUACUCCGGCCUUGGUUUUUAGCGUCUCCCGUACUACAAUUAUACCCGAAUGAAAAUCGAGAGUUUUUAAAAAAACAAAACACCGCAGCUGUUAUUUUUAUAACUACCAGAGUGAGAAGACGGCCAACAGAUGGAUUCCGCCCCGCCAAACAAUCCAGAAUUCGUCGUUCAAACAUGUACAGGAGGGUUCGGACGGCCUUUGUCGAUGUUUCGAAGUAGAAAGAGCUUUUUUCCCCCUCUUCUCCGGUAGUCAAGUUCAAUAGCAUUCACGAGUUCUUCACAACUUUACACACUAGAAUGCCCUUACAUCAACCUUGCCUUGUCAUCAUUCCUCCUCUUCGUUAACAAGUGGUCGGAAUGAUAACACUCGUCUAAUCAUAAACAGUCCUGGGUUGUAGGUAAAUUUUCCCCGGAUUUUCGCGUAGGUCGCUUUUUUUCGCCCAGUUGAAACAUUGGGCAAUAACCUACCUUCAUUAUUAUUCCUGGCACGUCUCCCGACAACAUCUUCUCCCUGCAUCAUGUAUACUGCUGGAGCUGCUGGACGAGUUGUUUGAACUUCGUUUCUUGGCACCAUGACAUUUCAGAUUUUCAGUGUUAAAAAACAACAAAAACAAAACAGUAAUGAACCAGUUUCCCGCCGAGUGAACGAAUUUUACCGUCUACCGUUUGAAUGGUGUUUGUGGGUGACUUCAUGGUCAAGGUAAAGUCAUCCAGCUGGACCACGUGCGUUUUAUUUCAAACCGAACGUCCAGAUAAGACACAAAAAAAGGCGAGUCAAGAGUCAAUUGAGUUCGUUCACCCACCCACCUGUUAUGACGCAGCUUUGGAGAGUUGCCGGACUAAUUCCCGCCGCCAGCUAUACAGAAAUUGUCUCUGUGCAUAUUGCAUUUGGUAGACAAAAUCGAGCUGCAUCGUAGGACCACCGACCAGUCUCUUCUGCCUCGCCCGUCGUCUAGGGAGUACAAGUGAGCAAAGCUAUCUAAAAAUGAUUGCCUUCGGGAUUUUGUUAGGUUUUUGCGCCUUGUCUCAAUCGUUGCCGAUUGGUAAUCCUACCGAUUCGGUCUUGAUCGACUACAAAGCGGAUUCGCACUCCCGGUUUGAAGAGGGCACACCAGGAAAGAGUGUCAAAGGUUCAUACAGCUGGAUCAAUGAAGACAAAGUCUAUCAAGUAGAUUACACAGCCGAUGAAAAAGGGUAUCGACCACGUCUAACUGUCAAAUCCGUUUCCGAAGCUGAACAGAAGCCGAUCGCUCAGCAAGAAAGCGUUCAGGUCUCCGAAAAUAAAGAGGAGAAGCCGGUGAAAGAAUCCAUCGCGGAUGCGAUUAUCUACGAAAUUCCAAGUCUCAUUCAACAUGAUAUCUUUCAAGUCCCCGCAUUGCCAAACGAAGAGAAGAAGAAGGUGACACCGGAGAAAGAAGUCGGCACGGAUGCCAUUGUCCUUGAAAUUCCAGUUCUUGACGUCGCUCAACAGGAUAGCGUUCAAGUUCCCGCGCUUCUAAAUGCACCAAUGACCGAGGCCGGCGAUGCAUUCAUCUUCGAAAUUCCUCUCUUUGAUGUCGCUCAACAGCAGGAUGGUUUUCAGAAUCCUACUUUGGAAAACGAAGAGAAGGUGACACCGGGGAUAGAGGGCGGCUUUGAUGCGAUUAUCCUCGACAUUCCCGACUUUGAUGAACCCACUCCGCUGGUACAAAAAGGAAGCCAAGCUUCACUUACGUCGCAAGAUGACAAGAUCGUUGCCGAACAAAUUGUUGCUCCUCCAUCGAAGCCCGUCACCCUUCAAGCCGAUUCGCAAAGCGAUUCAAACAAAAUUGCGGAUAAGGUGGCCGUAAAGAUUCCAGAUGCUUCCGUCCAAGAACAAGAUGUCGUUCAAAUUGUACCGCCAAAGGUAACCGAGGAAGUGAAACCAGACCAAUUUGUUGUUGUGGUUGCUCCAGCCCAAUCUGGUCUGGCGGGACAACAAUUCAACAGCCAAAUCCAAUUAUUUUCACAAGGUGAACCGAGCGAGGCGGAACAAGAGAAAGUUGGUGAUGAUGAAGGUGUUGUUAUUCUUCAACUCCCAUCUAAUUCUGAUGUCGACGGACAAGAGGAAGGCUACAGUCAAGAUGAUACAACCAAUCCAGAGAUCGACACUUCAGACCUUUACAAUAUUGCUCCAUUGUUUAACUUUCAGCCUCAAGGCCCAACCGACGAUGAAAUUUACACUGACGAUGCUAUAAUUAUCGAUGCUGCGGGUGAUCCAUUUGCUUCCGACGGUGCCCAAGCCGAUGAAGACCAAGAUUGGGGCCAGGCUGAAAGCCAAGAUCAAGCUUCAGAGUACCUCAACGCAAUGCUCCAGGAAUACCUGAACCAGUUCUACAGCAAUCCCAAGCAAAAAGUUGACAGCAAGGAAAAUCAUCGAUCGAAAUUCGAAGACGAUCUUAUUAAAUCCUACAAUGACUAUAAACAAGAGAAAAUCUCAAGAAAAGAGGAUGACUUUUCAGCUACAUCCGACUACCAAAGAAUGCUGGAGGCCUUAUCAUCUGGCGAGCAGCAAGUCGUCUCUUACGACGACUACCAAAAUUUCCUUCGUCAUUUUCAAAUUGAAGAAGAGGAUCGACCGCGAUCGAAAGUCAGCGAUGUCAUCACCCAAGACCAGGGAGAAUCCAACGAGGAAUUGGAAGGAGCAUUUCGCGUCCUAAUGGAUUUACCUGAAAAUGAUGGCGAGCAGCUCAUCGCUCACAAGAAAGAGAACUCGAAAUUCGAAUCGGGAGAUCAGUUGUAUGCCAUAGACGAAACAUUCCUGCGAGAAUUGUAUUACCAACUGUGGCUCGACGCUCAGCAGCAACCCGCCCAGCCGGAACCGAUGUACUACGCUAUUUAUCCAGAAUCAGCGUAUUACUACCGUUAAUCUUGGUUCGGGAUACAUAAGUUCAAACUUUGGGUGGGGAAUAACGUGAUUUAUUUUCAAUUCGGUGAUGUCCUUUUUUGCUUUUAAUUUAUGUUAUAAAUUUUGUUGUGGACUAAAUCUCAAAAGUAUGUAAGCUCAAUGCUCGCCUGGAAGAGCAAUGACCAUACAACUGGUUCUCCAAUACAAAACAGUUAUAAAAACUUGA